UCGGGCGAGCGUUUGUGUGUGAAAGACACGUCUCUUCCCUCGGCCGGAGCUGUAGCGGGUGUUUGGAAAAGACUAAGGAAAAACAAGAAUUAUAUGUGCAGAGAUCCCUCUCCCAUGCUCAGAGGCUGCCUGGUUUGUCUCAGUGGAGUGACACGGCCGCAAAGCUUCAGGAUCUCAAGAUAUGAAAGAUGCAGCAUUUUGACCUCUGCACAGUGGUGGUAGCGAUUUAGGAAGUGGCAUUUGCUAACGUGAAAAUGGGUGAUAUUGAAAAAGGCAAGAAGCUCUUUAUUCAGAAAUGUUCUCAGUGCCACACAGUUGAAAAAGGUGGAAAGCACAAGACAGGCCCAAAUCUUUGGGGUUUGUUUGGCCGCAAAACAGGACAAGCUGUGGGAUUUUCCUACUCAGAUUCUAACAAGAACAAAGGUAUUAUCUGGAGUGAAAAUACACUGAUGGAGUAUUUGGAAAACCCUAAGAAAUACAUUCCUGGAACAAAAAUGAUUUUUGCUGGCAUUAAAAAGCAGAAUGAGAGAGCUGAUCUUAUUGCAUACUUGAAAAAAGCAACCUCAUCUUGAAACAUUGCAGCAGCAGCUGUAAUGUCAGUGAAAAAUGUUCUGAAGUUUGACUACCUCUUGAUCUCAAGUUUUAGUAUUUUAUUGUUAAUUGUUCAUUAGGGACUGGCCUUAGCAAAAUCAAAUAAAGGUAUGUUUUAACAUGCUAAGUCCUCCUAACAAACACAACCAGGAGGUGAGCAUUAUUUAUAUGGUGUUACAUAUUUUAUAAAUCUUUGUGGAGUGUACUAUAGAAAAUACCGUUCCUUUCUCUAAGGAGAUCUGAGAGCUCGAUUCUGCAACUAGCUAUUACAACACUCAUUGAAACUAUUGUGAUUGUUCAGUUAUGGCUAUGUAUAUAGUUAUGCAAAUAGGAAACUGCCUGUAAGUAUUAGGGCUGACAGCUAAAUGAAGAGGGUUUUUUUUUGGGGGGGGGGGGGGCCCCUCAGCAUAUCAGCUGGGAAUAAAGGUAUUCAGUAGAUGACAGACAACGGUCUUAUUUUAAGAGAACACUACAUAAGGAUGAUGGGACUGGGAUACCAGGAAUAUCAGGUAUUUUUAGGGGACAAGUAACCUUUCAGCAGUGAUGGUCUGAAAGAAUCAUGAGGAGGUAUUUGAAUACCUAUGACCUUUUUGUUUUAAACAUACAAGACCACUCACUGCAUUAUUAGCGUUCCUUUGUGUAUUGAAACAGCAUCUGCCAGCCAGGAGUCUUUUAUAGUUUUGGAUUUUUUUCACCAGUUGAGUCAAAUAUAUUCAGGUAUCCAUAUCCUUUUAGGUGUAGAAUGAAUGAGGGCUGACUAGCUUAAGCAACCGAUAUUAGUAAUAGAUAUUUUCACCACGGCUUGAUGAAGGUGAUUAUAGUCCUCCUAAAACCUCCUCAUAAAUCUCUCCUCUACCACUUGAACUGUGAUUUACAAGUAAAUUCUCCGUUUCACAAAUGUUAUAGGUUGAAAUAUACUUCACUCAACCAAGGUUUCCUUAAGUCAUUGCAGAAAGGAGCACUGCUACAAAACUGAUUUGCUGUACUGUCAUAUCCCAGGUACUCAUUUUACCUGUAUUGUUCCAAUGCUUACCCACUAGGGGUUGUAACAAAUUGUGUCUUACCGUGCUCCAUAGAGGUGAACUUCUGUUUUUAAAUAAGGGAAUAAGUGAAAGUCAGGUAAAAAGUUAUGUGAUACAACUGGAUGGUUACCUGCUUUUUUUCUUCUGUGCUGAGGCUAUAAGCUGUUUUCCCCUUUCAGUUUUCUAGUUAGGACCUGUUCUAUAGACUGUUUUAGACAGUUGAAGUAAAGCAUCUGCCUGAAUGACGUUAACAUUUUCUCAAGUGCUUGUAAAUAUAUUGCUUAAGUUGCAUUUUGAAGAGAGCUAUGCCACUGCCUUCCUGAAUAAAGUAGACUGCCUGCGAAAUGCAUUGACAUUUCUGCU
This is a messenger RNA of Struthio camelus australis, 1976 nucleotides long. Lineage: Eukaryota; Metazoa; Chordata; Aves; Struthioniformes; Struthionidae. The record is from RefSeq and is a predicted model, not a curated record.